Messenger RNA from Ornithodoros turicata, 652 nucleotides. RefSeq names its product neprilysin-21-like. Gene Ontology annotation, biological process: proteolysis. Gene Ontology annotation, molecular function: metallopeptidase activity. The record is from RefSeq and is a predicted model, not a curated record. NCBI's taxonomy places the organism in Eukaryota, Metazoa, Arthropoda, Arachnida, Ixodida, Argasidae. Bases 27 to 569 code for a protein of 180 amino acids. The transcript is spliced from 4 exons.
ACUGGGCAAAAUUUUUCUGCGCGGUGAUGGGUGUCGAACCUUCAUCCGUGACAAAGGACACGUACAUCGCCGUCAAGUCCGUUGGCUACGUGAAGGAGCUUGGAUACGUUUUCGGAAACAAUUCCAAAAGCACGCUAUUGGACCUGAUCGCAUGGCGUCUCAUGCGUGCUGUCUCCCCUCUUCUGCCCGAGGCAUUCCGGGACCUCACUCUGUCCUUUGCCGGGCAGCAAACGAUGGGAGGUGCGCCUCCCCCGUACGACCUCGCCUGCUACAACCUCUUGGAACCCCCUCUGAGAUUCGCGUUUGCACGGGCCUACGUCGAAGAACAUGGUCACCGGUACACGGAGCCCCUGAUGGCACAUGUGAGAAAAACUAUGCGCCACCUUCAGGACGAAAUGCUGCAGAUGCUCAACGGGUCAUCGCUUAUGGACAAACAUACCUUCAACAACGCCAUGGACAAAAUACGUGACAUGAAAUGGCGCAUGGUCGAUCCUCUCAAGUCCACUCCUAGUCAAAAUCUCAGCCUCAUAUUGGAGAAGGGAUGUGUAUUUAUUCACUUGUCAAUAUAAUGCAACCUAAGAGAAAAUGUAGUGAUUUGGGGUGCGAUUUGCAGUUUCUAGUCUCUUAGAUUGCAACUACGUACUUCCCAUUU